AUGACACACCAAACCCACGCCUAUCACAUAGUAAACCCAAGUCCCUGACCCCUCACAGGAGCACUAUCUGCCCUCCUAAUAACAUCCGGCCUCAUCAUGUGAUUUCACUUCAAUUCAACAGCUCUACUGACCCUAGGCCUAACAACAAACAUACUUACAAUAUACCAAUGAUGACGAGAUGUAAUCCGAGAAAGUACCUUUCAAGGUCACCAUACUCCUGCUGUCCAAAAAAGCCUUCGCUACGGAAUAAUCCUCUUCAUCGUCUCCGAAGUCCUAUUCUUCACCGGCUUCUUCUGAGCCUUCUAUCACUCAAGCCUUGCUCCUACACCCGAAUUAGGCAGCUGCUGACCCCCAACAGGCAUUCACCCACUUAACCCCUUAGAAGUCCCACUACUCAACACCUCUGUCCUUCUAGCCUCAGGAGUCUCCAUUACCUGAGCCCACCACAGCCUCAUAGAAGGGAACCGUAACCACAUGCUACAAGCCUUAUUCAUCACCAUUACGUUAGGCGUAUACUUUACACUUCUACAAGCAUCAGAAUACUAUGAAGCACCCUUUACAAUCUCAGACGGAAUUUACGGCUCAACUUUCUUCGUAGCUACAGGAUUCCACGGCCUCCAUGUCAUUAUUGGAUCUACUUUCUUAAUUGUCUGCUUCCUCCGCCAACUAAAAUUUCACUUUACCUCCAAUCACCAUUUCGGCUUCGAAGCCGCUGCCUGAUAUUGACACUUCGUAGACGUAGUAUGACUUUUCCUCUAUGUUUCCAUCUACUGAUGAGGCUCAU
Budorcas taxicolor (takin) is the source of this 784-nucleotide messenger RNA. The record is from the annotation of a RefSeq genome assembly. NCBI's taxonomy places the organism in Eukaryota, Metazoa, Chordata, Mammalia, Artiodactyla, Bovidae.